GGAAUUUUCCACACAAGAGAGAGAUGCGCCUCCCGCUGAUUCCAGCUCGUUCCUUUUCCCCUUCUCCACGUCACCGCCUUCCUUUAUAAAGCCACUCCGCCCAUUCUCCGCUGGUACACAACGGUCAGUCACCAAGCAAAGCUUGAUAUUCUACUAGUACUCUUUCACAACCUGAAAUCAGAUUCGGCAACCCUUUCGAAAAUGGCUUCCUCACUUGCUUUCCGAAGGGCUGCGAAUGUUUCUUCACCUCUUCUCAUGAAGCUUAUCGAUGUUGGCUCUCUCCGUACCCUUGCAGCUGCUCCUUCGAUGGUGCGUUCUUUCAAUACGAAUGCUCAGAUGACGACUUAUGGUGAGGGUGACCGGAGUGUUGACGUCGAACGCCGCCCCGAAAGCGGUGUCUUUCGCCGACGGGACUCUUUCCCCAGCUUCUUUUCAGAUGUGUUGACUCCAUUUUCACCGACGAGGAGCGUGAGCCAGUUGCUGAACCUGAUGGACAGAGUCAUGGAAGACCCAUUUCUAGCUGCUCGGGAACUUGGGCCAGCGGCGGUGUCGAGGAGGGGCUGGGAUGUUAGGGAGGGCGAAAAAGCGCUGUACAUCAAGAUGGACAUGCCAGGACUGGACAAGGAAAAUGUGAAGGUCACGGUAGAGCAGAACACUCUGGUAAUUAAAGGAGAAGGCGUGAAAGAGUCAGAGGAGGAGGAACAUGGAAGGAGGUACUCGAGCAGGCUUGAUUUGCCGCCUAAUCUGUACAAGAUUGAGGAGGUCAAGGCUGAGAUGAAGAAUGGAGUGUUGAAGGUAAUCGUCCCCAAAGUGGAGGAGGAAGAGAGGAAAGAUGCGUUCCAAGUUAAGGUUGAUUAAAAUUAAAGGUUCUCUGCGUAACAUGAAUGAUCAAGAAACACGUUUAGGAUGAAGGGUUGUUUUUGAGGCUUUAAUUUGGGAGUUUUUUUUUUAUAAGGCUUAGUGCUUUUUGUGGUCAGGGUUAAGAGUAUGGAUUAAGGAAAAUAAAUGUGAAUUAUGAGUGAGGGAAGAGUUUGUAAAUGCUGGCUGUCUAGACACUUGAAGAAGCGGAGUUAUAAUUAAUGAUAUCUCUGUUUUGAGCUUGUA
Messenger RNA from Coffea arabica (coffee), 1104 nucleotides. RefSeq names its product small heat shock protein, chloroplastic-like. The record is from RefSeq and is a predicted model, not a curated record. NCBI's taxonomy places the organism in Eukaryota, Viridiplantae, Streptophyta, Magnoliopsida, Gentianales, Rubiaceae.